Molecule: messenger RNA, 3495 nt
Organism: Coccinella septempunctata (seven-spotted ladybird)
Lineage: Eukaryota; Metazoa; Arthropoda; Insecta; Coleoptera; Coccinellidae
Exons: 1
Coding region: 1-3495 (1164 amino acids)
Source: RefSeq, a predicted model, not a curated record
AUGAAACAGGGCGGUAGAGAGCAGCGGGCUGGCCCUCUUCGGAGCCGUCUGGAGGAAGAGCCCGAUGGGGUAAGCUGUGGAGCGAGCGGCGCAGCCCCCCGAGAUGGCACCGCAAGACUUGUCUCGAGCUCUGUCAGAAGGGAAAGGAGAAGCAUUAGCUUGGACGGUGUUCGUACACGUCCCGCAGCCUCUCCAAAACGAGAUGGGAGAACACGAUGGAGUGACGAUGAUAAUAUUAUGUUGAUGCGUGUUCAUUUUGUAGCUAGGGAAUUGGAACGGAAUACGGACUUUACUUAUAGGAAUAUACUUACGCAGACCUGGAAUGAUAUAAGACCGGAUAGACAAUUGUAUGCUUCGCUCUUGGCCAACCGAGUGAGAUGGUUGUUGGAAGAGGAAAAGUUUACUCAAAUUGAGUUUGAAAAUAUCAGAAUGAGCUGUCACCCAAGGGGUGCAGUUCCUAGGUCUGAUGGUGAACCACCAGUAGAGAAUGUAAGCCUCAGACCAGAGGAACAGAAGAAAACCAGCAAAUUGGAAGAAAAACUGGUCAGAAAUUUUGUGCGAUUCUCUGGUGUAGCAGCUGAAAGUAGACUUGCUCUCCCAAGUUUAAAGGGAUCUAGGAAAAUGCUGGAGAAGGUUGAGGCUGUGAAUACGAUCUUGCUGAAACUGAUACAGCCAGCAGACACCCUUCAGGUCAUGGUCGACUAUGUCUACGCCGCGGCCAUUACUGUCUGCGGUGAGAUGGGAGUGGAGAUCAGAGGACCACGAGUACCCAAAAAAGAUCAAACUCCACCAUGGAAAGGACGCCUUGAGACAAAAAUACAGGAGAUCCGAAAAAAAAUAGGAGUGUUACAAGCUUACCUGUCCAAUAGUCAACCAUCAACUAGAGUUUCUAAGUUGGCCCGCCGAAUAGUGUCGCACUUCGGGAUCCGAACGGGAAGCGCACAGCUCAGAGACCAAAUGAGUGCAGUGUCAGAAAAGCUGAAACAAAAAAUAAAAAUAUUAGGAAACCGAGUUAAACGCUACAACGAAAGAGCAAUGAGGUAUAAGAACAACAAAUUAUUCCAUCAGAAUCAACAGAAGUUCUUCAGAAGUCUGGAGGAAAAACCACUAGAAAGAGGAAAAGCUCCCACAAAGGAAGCAAUGCAUCUGUACUGGAAGGGAGUAUGGGAAAGUGAAAAACAAUACGACGAACAAGCCGCAUGGAUCAGGGAAGCCGAGAAAGACACAGUUAAGUACACGAGAGAAUGCUUGGAGAUCACCGAGCUAGACAUAAAGUCGGUGCUCCAAAAAACGAAUAAUUGGUCGGCCCCGGGUGUAGAUGGUGUGCAGAAUUAUUGGUGGAAAUAUUUCACGUCCACCCAUCGUCAUUUAGCCAAACUCUUUCAGGAGGCUCUGCACAAUCCGAACAUAAUACCCCGAUUUUUCACGCUGGGAAAAACUGUGAUGAUCCCAAAAGGUAAAUCCACAACAGAUCCUAAAAAUUAUAGGCCGAUAACUUGCCUGCCUACUGUUUAUAAGAUUCUGACGGGUGUUUUAACGCGUCAGCUCUGGAAACAUAUCAACAAAAACAAAAUUCUGGCUCCUGAACAGGGUGGAUGCAGAGGAAAUUCGCGAGGAUGUAAAGAAAUUCUUACAACAGAUUAUGUCAUCACCAAACAAGCCAAAAAGAAACAAAGGAACAUCUCAGUCGCUUGGGUGGAUUAUAAAAAAGCGUUUGACUCGGUCCCUCACCCUUGGCUUAUAAAGGUUCUGACAUUAUAUGGGGUUCCGGAAGAAAUGAUAAAGCUCUUGGAGUGCUUGAUGAAAUCUUGGCGAACUAAUCUUACUUUUGAAUCUGAAAACCAGCAACUAAAAACAGAUACGAUAAACAUCAGAAGAGGUAUCUUCCAGGGAGACACCCUUAGCCCCCUAUGGUUCUGUUUGGCAAUGAACUUUUUGAGCCAACUCAUUAAAAAACAAAAGUACGGGUACAUAUUGGAGAAAGAGCGCAAUGUUAAGAUCAGUCACCAAAUGUAUAUAGAUGACCUCAAAUUGUAUGCAGCCAACGAGGAAGAAAUGAAGAGGCUUCUGAAGAUCGUCACCGCUUUCACGAAGACUAUUGGAAUGGAGAUUGGAACGGACAAGUGCGCGGUAGUUCAUGUAAAGCGGGGAAAAAUACAGCAGGGCGACGGGCUGAUGGUUAUGGAAGACAUAACAAUACCAAGGUUGGGAUCGCACGAGCACUAUAAAUAUCUUGGAGUACAGCAGGCUCUGGACAUAAAAACGACUGAAAUGAAAAAUAUCUUUCGUGAGAGGUACUUUUCAAGGUUAAGGAAAGUAUUACAGUCCAAGCUCAACUCGAAAGCCAUGUUUACUUCAAUAAACAUGUGGGUCCUUCCAUGCCUGGCAUAUUCGUUCGGAAUCAUAAAAUGGACCAACGCUGAGUUGAAAGAACUAGACAUCAGAACUCGCGCACUACUUACAAAGUAUGGAAUUCACCACCCACAUGCAUCAUCCUUCCGCUUAUACGUCAGGAGGCAGGAUGGAGGACGAGGACUACAGAACAUAGAGAUUGCCCACAACAACACAAUUACAAACAUGCGAAAGUACUUUCACGACAAUAAAUUACCUAUAAUACAGUCGAUAUGUCGAUGUGAUGAGGAUAUCAGUCCACUCAAUCUCAACAACAGAGACGCGACAGUUCGCGGGCUGACGACGGAGUUACUCUUGGAGGAGUGGCACAGUAAAGCUCUCCAUGGAAGGUAUCCUGGCAGUCUACAAAAAAAUAACAUUAAUAAGAAGGAGUCACUUACCUACCUCCGGGCCGGAUACCUCUACCCAGAAACAGAGGGAAGACUCGUUGCCAUUCAGGACCAGGUCGUACCAACGAGAUCAUAUAUAAAAAAUAUUACAAUGAGGAACAUACCAACUGAUAAGUGUCGGAGAUGCUUACAGGCAACGGAGUCAAUACAGCACAUCACCUCAUCGUGUCCCAUUCUAGCGCCUCUAGAAUAUAUGGAGAGGCACAAUGCCAUGGCGAGAAUAUACCAUCAGGCCCUAGCAGAGAAAACAGGUUUGGUAACGGAGGUGGGAGAUCCGUAUAAAUACCGACCCAGCCCAGUCCUGGAAAAUGAUACGUACAAACUUUAUUGGGAUAUGGUGUUUUCAACAGAGAGGCCAAUACCGCAUAAUAGACCUGACCUGGUGCUGUUCAACAAGAGGGACAAAACCGCCAUUAUCAUGGAUAUCACAAUACCGGCAGACGACAACAUCUCUAAGGCGUUCACCGAGAAGCUCAAUAAAUACCAAGACCUAGCCUUCGAACUGAAAACCAUGCAUGCCCUGAGAUCGACGACGAUUCUGCCACUCAUAAUUUCCACCAAUGGUUUGGUCGAGGAGCACCUGGAAGAAAAUACGAUAAGACUGGGUCUGCAAAAAACAUUGAUAAGUACCGCACAGAAACAAGUUAUUCUUGGUACAGCAAGAAUAGUGCGAAGAUUCCUGACUACCUCAUGA